CUCCUGUCUGUGGGUCCGUCUCGCCGCUCGAUCUACGCUGUUGACGUCUGCUCGGUUGUAACAAAUGGUCCGCUCUAGGUGCCAUCGUGAUAACGUCGAACGACAGUAACUUGAACUAAUCCAUGGCCGCCAUCGUUUUCUCUUUUAAUCUCCCCACCACUCUUUAAAAAUUCCGCCGAAAAAGAAAAAGCGUUGUGUCCCCUCUUUUGGGUUUUCAGCGGACGUGUACAACAACUACCCAGAGGAUCUAGGGGCAGCUCUAUACCGAGAGCCAUUUGACUUCAACGCCGAGCCGCCUUGGGAUCCUAGCUGAUAGUGGACGAGUUCAUCCCAGGACUCAUCCAUUUUGUUGCAUAAGUCUAGGACCCCAGGGGCUUGAGAGGGAGCGAGCAAGACCACUUUGCACUACCCACAUUCUUUAUGCCUGUUGAUUUGAAGAAAACGAUUGAGAGGAUGAAAGGAAUCUCUGAUGAACCGCAGUAUUCUGUUGGCCUGCUGGAGGGAGGCGUGGCACUCUGUGACGUGAUUGACAAUCACAUUUAUGAACAAACACUGUCUGAGAAGAAUGCCUUCUUUGUAGCAGAUUUGGGAGUCAUAAUGAGACAACAUGUUCGCUGGCGGAUCCACAUGGCCCAGAUCAGACCAUACUAUGCUGUCAGGUGCAAUAGCAGCCCAGCUGUGAUUGAAGUCCUUGCUGCCCUCGGCACUGGAUUCAUAUGCACCAACAAGCCUGAACUGGAACUGGUGCAGAGCUAUGGUAUCCCCUCUGAAGAUAUCAUCUACAGUGGUGUUUGCAAACAAGUUUCCCAGAUUAAAUACGCUGCUAAAAAUGGCAUUGACCUCCUGGUGUGCGAUAAUGAAGCGGAGCUACGCAAGAUUUCUCGCUGCCACCCCAAUGCCAAGCUGCUGCUACAGGUGUCAACGGAAGCAUCAAACCCGGACGAUGACAUGAGCAUGACAUUUGGCUGUUCCCUCAAGGACUGCAGGCAUCUGCUGGAGAGUGCUAAGGAGCUGGGUGUGCAGGUAGUGGGGGUCAGGUCUCACGUUUCCAGCUCCUGUGACGAUGACCAGGUGUAUGUUCAUGCCAUCUCUGAUGCCCGUUGUGUCUUUGAUAUGGGAGAGGAAAUUGGAUUCAGCAUGAAAAUCCUGGACAUUGGGGGUGGAUUCAGUGGCUCUGAGGCCCAGCUGGAACUGAUUAAUAGUGCAGUCAUGUCUAUGGUGGACCUAUACUUCCCUCCUUCUACAGGAGUUUCCAUCAUUGCUGAGCCUGGCAGCUUCUUUGUGUCCUCUGCUUUCACCCUGGCUGUCAAUGUCAUCUCCAAGGAGAUGGUGGCACGGGAUUGCCAGGACCAGGAGCAUGAUGACCUGUCUCCAAACGAGGAGCCAGAGUUCCAGUACACUAUGAACGAAGGAGUGUACGGAUCGUUUGCCUGCAAACUCUCUGAAACGCUGAUAUCGGCUCCAUCUGUUCACAAGCAGAACACUUCCCUGGAUGUGCCAGUGUUCAGCAGCAGCCUGUGGGGUCCCUCUGGAGAUGAUCUGGACCAGGUAGUGGAGCACUGUCUUUUACCUGAGCUCAACAUUGGAGACUGGCUCAUGUUCACACAUGCUGGGGCCUACAGUCUUGGUCAGCCACUGUGCACCUCCACUGACUCACCACCACCCCCUGUGUACUAUGUCAUCUCCUCUAGAGACUGGUUUGAGAUGCAGGACACUGGUGUUACCAAUGAGGCUACACUUAAGAACUUCUCACUGGUCCCGUACUUCCCCAGUUCCUGCCAAACAGAGGCUGCACUGUCUGUCCCAGCUUAGCAAACAUUUGACUAGGACCAGAAGGCUUUUCACUUCUCUCACUUGUUUCUGCUGCUAGCUUCCUUUGUUUCACAUUCCACUGGGGUAAACUCCACCAGUAGUGCUUGAAAUUGCCUGGACCAGAUCGAAUUCAUCUCACAGACCCCAAUGCACAACACUUGUAUGUGGUCAAACCUGGAAACCCUAAGUAGGUGUUAAUUAGUAUGCAACAAAAUGGAUGACUCCAGAAAAGCCAGAUGUAUUCUUCUCUUUGUUUUGGGACUCCUAUUGAACUAUGGUUUACACCCCUACAGUAGACAUAUAAUGAUGUUAAAUGAUUAUAUUUGACAGAUGUAUUAUCCAUAUCUCCUUUGCUAUUGUCAGACUCGUAAAGUAAGAUGUGUAUCCCUGGGUGAAGCAGUGUAUUUAAAAAUAAAAACACUUCUGAGAUUAUGUAGGAAGCUUUACCAAAAGACUUGUAUUUAUGAUUUUAAUUUUGGUGUAGUUUUUUGUGACAGAGGCCAGAAUCCACUUUUACAUUUACAAUGUGGCAUCUUCAAAUAUUAAAAGGGGAGCUUGCAGCAUAUCAUUGCUGCAGAUUCAAAAUGUGUGGCGCCGUCAUGGCGUCCAUUCCUGGAAAUCGAUUAGCGAUUUUGAAAGCCACGAGGUCGGUGUUCACCAAUAAGCUGGUGUUGCUGUGAUUUUCCAAAGUGCUGAGUAGCUUUGCUCCCGAGACGAGCGAAGGAGCGGCAGGUGACUGCUCUGCCACCAGAUAGUAAAGCAGGUUUAUUAGACAGCAUGUGCUGCGGAUGGAACACAGGAAGUGCUGAUGGAUAAUGAAUCAGCUUACAUUGAACGUCACAUGGUUUCUUUAAAAAAACAAAACAUGAUUUAAAAGGCUACAGCAUUUCUAUUUCUACUGAUAUUUAUAUAGUUUGAAAAUAUUCUUUCAGCAUCUGUGAUUGUGUUGAAAGAAUAUUGCAGUAUUUCCUGACAGCAAGUAUACUUGCACUGUGUGUAUCAUAUCUGUGAAGCUGUGUCAUAAAUCUAAGGCAUGAUAAAUUAUCAGGCAUUUGCCUGUUAUUAACUUGUAGCCGUGCUUGUCUAAAUGAAGAUAAUAAACACCCCACUGACUGGACUGUGAA
Messenger RNA from Archocentrus centrarchus (flier cichlid), 2936 nucleotides. Its product is annotated as antizyme inhibitor 1. Gene Ontology annotation, molecular function: ornithine decarboxylase activator activity; ornithine decarboxylase activity. The record is from RefSeq and is a predicted model, not a curated record. Gene Ontology annotation, biological process: negative regulation of protein catabolic process; positive regulation of polyamine transmembrane transport. The transcript is spliced from 12 exons. NCBI's taxonomy places the organism in Eukaryota, Metazoa, Chordata, Actinopteri, Cichliformes, Cichlidae. The coding region runs from base 421 to 1812 and encodes 463 amino acids. Gene Ontology annotation, cellular component: cytoplasm.